This is a messenger RNA of Tarenaya hassleriana, 2877 nucleotides long. RefSeq names its product pentatricopeptide repeat-containing protein At4g20090. The coding region runs from base 108 to 2084 and encodes 658 amino acids. The record is from RefSeq and is a predicted model, not a curated record. Gene Ontology annotation, molecular function: protein binding. Lineage: Eukaryota; Viridiplantae; Streptophyta; Magnoliopsida; Brassicales; Cleomaceae. The transcript has 3 exons.
AGGGAUUUUUGUGUGCGCCUUCUUCUUUCUUUCCCUCCCUCUGCCCUCACACAGAACAGAACAUGACUGAUGACUCAAAUCAAAAACCCUAAGAAAAACAUCAGACCAUGCCCAAAUGCUCAAUCCCAAUCCCAACCAACUUCUUCAGCGGCUUUGUUCGAAAAAGUCAAUUCUUUUCGAGCAGCCCACUCAAGCUUUCCGUUCGUCUUCGUUUUUCUUCUCCUGUAAUUUCUUCGGAAACAUCCAUGGAAGCCGAGUCCCACACGAGAGUGCCGCCGGAGCCCCCUAUUCCGGACCAGAUGUUCAAGCCGGGUUCCAAAAUGGGUUCUUACCAGUUGGGCGAUUCGACUUUGUAUUCAAUGAUUGAGAAUUAUUCCAAUUUGGGUGAUUUUGAGUCGGUUGAGAAGCUUUUGGGUCGAAUAAGAGUAGAGAAGAGAGUGAUUACAGAGAAGAGUUUUAUCCAUAUAUUUAAAGCUUACGGGAAUGCACAUAUGCCUGAGAAAGCUGUCGACUUGUUUCAUAGGAUGUCGGACGAAUUUCAAUGUAAAAUCACAAUUAGGUCGUUUAAUUCUGUACUGAAUGUGAUUAUAAACGAGGGUCUUUACCAUCGUGCAUUGGAGUUUUACGCUGUAAAUUCAAAGAGCAUGAACAUUUCUCCAAACGCGUUGAGUUUUAAUUUGGUCAUCAAGGCUCUGUGUAAGUUGAGAUUUGUUGAUAGAGCAGUUGAGGUCUUCAGGGACAUGCCUGCCAAAAAUUGCUUGCCUGAUGCAUACACAUAUAGUACAUUGAUGGACGGGUUGUGCAAGGAGGAUAGGAUUGAUGAAGCAAUUUUGCUGUUGGAUGAGAUGCAGAUUGAAGGUUGCUCCCCAAGCCCUGUUACAUUCAAUGUUUUGAUCGAUGGAUUGUGCAAGAAAGGGAACCUGACUCGGGUGACAAAACUGUUGGAUAAUAUGUUUCUUAAGGGUUGUGCUCCGAAUGAGAUAACAUACAAUACUAUUAUUCACGGUCUAUGUCUCAAGGGUAAGUUAGAUAAAGCUGUCAGUCUCUUGGAACAUAUGUUGUCCAGGAAAUGCAUGCCAAACUAUGUCACAUAUGGAACAAUCAUUAAUGGUCUGGUUAAGCAAGGAAGGACAAUGGAUGGGAUUCGGGUGCUGGUAUCCAUGGAAGAAAGAGGGUAUGUUGUGGAUCAUUAUGUUUAUUCUGCUCUUAUUAGUGGAUUGUUUAAGGAGGGAAAACCGGAAGAUGCUAUGAAUUUGUGGAAGAAAAUGGAGGAGAGAGGGUGCCGACCCAAUAUUGUUGUGUACAGUGCUCUUGUGGAUGGCUUGUGCCGGGAAGGGAAACCAAAUGAAGCUAAGGAAAUACUCAAUCAAAUGAUAAAUGAUGGUUGCUUGCCCAAUGCUUACACAUACAGCUCUUUGAUGAAAGGAUUCUUCAAAGCAGGUCUCAGUGAAGAGGCAAUUCAAGUAUGGAAAGAGAUGGAUAAAACCAACUGUUCUCGCAACGAGGUUUGUUACAGUGUUAUGAUAGACGGUCUUUGCCAGCAUGGUAAGCUCAAGGAGGCUAUGAUGAUAUGGUCACUCAUGCUUACUAAUGGGCGCAAGCCUGACACUGUAGCUUAUAGUUCAAUGAUUAAGGGUCUCUGUGAUACUGGUUCUAUGGAUGCAGCUUUAAGACUAUACUAUGAUAUGCUUUGUCAGGAACCUGAGGCACAGCCCGAUGUUGUUACUUACAAUAUACUUGUCAAUGCUUUAUGUAAGCAGAAUAACGUCUCUCGGGCUGUGGAUCUCUUGAACUGUAUGUUGGAUAGAGGGUGUGAUCCUGAUGUUGUAACAUGUAGCGCUUUUCUGAAAACUUUUAGCGAGAAACCAGAUCCUGCCGAAGAAGGAAGGGAUUUUCUUGAUGGGCUUGUUGUACGUCUUUUGAAGCGUCGGAGAACUUCAGGUGCUUGCAGAGUUGUGGAAAUAAUGCUGGGGAAGUAUCUGACACCAAAGACCUCUACUUGGGCAUUGAUUGUUCAGGAGAUUUUCAAACCCAAGAAGAUCCGAGCUGCCAUUGAUAAAUGCUGGAGGAAUCUGUAUUCUUGAACCCAAGAAGAUCCCUGUAAGCAUUAUGGGCAAGUGUAUUGCUUUUGGAGAACUGGUUAUAUUCCAAAUUCUUCUAACUUCUAAAUCGGAUUGGAUGCUGAAACAAGUUUGCUGGCUAGCAAAAAUUUGUUGGGGAAUUUAUUUUCUCCCCAAAGUUUAUGAACAGCUCAGAUAUCUCCACUCCAGUUCACACAACUUUGUGUUAAUGAAGGGCCCCCCUGUUUUUACCUCUUCUUUAUCAAAUGGAAGCCUACUUGACAGGGGGUUAUUUGCUGUUGAUGUUUUAUGGGCGGGUGGGUUGGCCUGCAAUCUGCUCUUCAAAUCCUCCAAGGCUUCUCCUUUAUGGAGUUUUCAAUGGCAAGCAAUGCUCGAAAGACGCGUAAGUUACAGGAUGGAUUAGUUUUGAGUAUGUAGUCCGCAGAAGUUUAUGGCACAAGUGUGUACAUCAUGGCUCAUAAUUUCAUGUAAGAGCUGGAACCAUCUCAAAUUAAAUUUGCCGCUCAGUGUGAUAUAAGUCUUCCGUGCCCAUGGAGGUUCGAGCUCUCAACACGUGUAUGAACACUUCUCAAGUGUGGGUUUCGUGACUAGCUGGUUAGCUGGUGAAAUCGGAUUACGAAUAUAAGGUCUCAGAACAAGCCAUAAUGUUCCACCUUAACACUUUGAAGUCUUGAAGCCUUUCGACAUGUAAUGUCAGGUUGACUUUUGCAGUUGGAUGUGUAAACGUAAACUCCAUAACUUCUCACAGAUAAUAUAGCUUCUGAAUUUUGUAGAAAAAGUAUUUUCAUUUCUUCUA